Molecule: messenger RNA, 697 nt
Organism: Chironomus riparius
Lineage: Eukaryota; Metazoa; Arthropoda; Insecta; Diptera; Chironomidae
Source: the annotation of a GenBank genome assembly
AAUUAAAGUUCAUUAUCUUGAGAGCAUUCGACUUAUUAAUUUGUUCUUUCUUCUAUAAAAUAUAAUUUUUUAAAUUUUACAAUUUCAAUAAGAGUCAUGGUACGCGCAUGGUAUAUGGAUGAUGAUCAACAAACUGAUCAAAGAUUAGAGCAUCAUCGCAAUCCACCUGUUUUUAUUGAUUUAGAAAAAUUAUUUGAAAUAAGCGGAGUGCAAUAUUUUAAGUUUGAUUUCAAGAGUUCAAAAAUGCAGGAUCAGUUAGAAAAAAUGAAGAAAAAUAGAGGAUACUCAUAUGAAGACGAGAUCAUUUGCUCAAAAGAAUGUCUUGCUGAUUACGAAAACAAAUUAAAAAGCUUUUAUGAAGAGCAUUUGCAUACAGACGAAGAAAUUCGUUAUGUUCUGGAGGGUAGUGGAUAUUUUGAUGUUAGAGACAUUAAAGACGAAUGGAUAAGAAUUGAAGUAGAAGCUUUUGACCUUAUUAUAAUUCCAGCUGGGAUAUAUCAUCGUUUUACUUUGGAUACUCAAAAUUACAUUAAAGUCAAUAGAUUUUUUGUCGGAGAGCCCAAAUGGAAACCACAUAAUCGACCAGUAGAUGAAAUGUUAUGCAGAAAAUCUUAUUUAGAACGAUUAGAAAAUGGAUUUAAGUAAAAUCAUAUGAAUUUAAUUAUAUGUAAAUUCAAUAACCAAAUGGAAAGUUGAA